AUGACGUAUGACCCGCCUGUCUGUGCCAUCGUUGCCAUUGUCGUACUGGCUGUGGCCUGGAUUUGCGUGAUUCUCCGGCUCUACGUUCGUCUCUAUCUCCAGCGCAAUCUGGCUGUCGAUGAUAUUCUCUCCGUCGCAGCAUCUGCGAUCUUCACUGCUUUGGCAUUGCGAUACGUUAUUGGUCUACUGCGCGACGGACUAGGGAGACAUGACGCUGCUCUAUCCCGAUACACGUACGCUCGAGGAAUGCAAGUCGGCUUUACCUGUGUCCUCCUCUUCUUCGCAAGCACGUACCUUAUGAAACUCUCCUUCAUCUAUACCCUCUUUCGCGUCGUCCAAAAGGGAAGCUACCGCUACAUCCUCUACAUUCUCACAGCCACUGGCGGCAUCUUAACGAUAUGUGUCGGAUUCUGGACACUCUUCUACUGCGAUCCGAUCAAACAUUUCUGGGAGCGACCGCUGCCGAAUGUCGGCCCUGGGCAUUGCAAGAGCGUCGCUAGUCUACGGACGGUCUUGCUUGUACACGCGGCUUGGAUUUUGACGGCGGAUCUUACGCUGGGACUUGUUAUACCGAGUCUAUUGCUGAAUAAUUUGCACAUCCCGCUCGCGACCAAGGUUUCGGCGUGGAUACUGCUGGGUUUGGGAUCGAUGGCAAGCGUCGCAACGAUCAUCCGCAUAAUAUACCUCCCCGGCCUUAGCGACAAAGACGCGCUGUUUGUCAACAACCCCGCAGUCCUCUGGUCCAGCAUUGAAGUGGCAACAAAUAUAAUCUGCACGAGCGCGAUGACGUGGAAACCUUUGAUGGUGAAAUGGGGCAUCGUGAACAAUUCGGUGCCCUCGGGGUCCGGACAGCGAUAUGCGCAGCGACGAGGUUCAGAGCACCACCACUCGCUUCCGAUACAGCCGAGUAAUGAUAACAAAUGGCCCGCGCCGCAGGGCUGGGAGGUGAGGAAUGAGCCUAAUGCAAGUACGCAGAUGAUCCUCUAUGCGGAGGAACCGAGGACGGGGAGGAGGCCUGAUAAAGAUGAGCGGAUACAGGGUGCGUACCAUGUAUGA
Messenger RNA from Aspergillus calidoustus, 1056 nucleotides. NCBI's taxonomy places the organism in Eukaryota, Fungi, Ascomycota, Eurotiomycetes, Eurotiales, Aspergillaceae. The record is from the annotation of a GenBank genome assembly.